This is a messenger RNA of Phanerochaete carnosa HHB-10118-sp, 4742 nucleotides long. RefSeq lists its product as uncharacterized. The coding region runs from base 95 to 2923 and encodes 942 amino acids. The transcript is spliced from 18 exons. Lineage: Eukaryota; Fungi; Basidiomycota; Agaricomycetes; Polyporales; Phanerochaetaceae. The record is from RefSeq and is a predicted model, not a curated record. Gene Ontology annotation, biological process: intracellular protein transport; clathrin-dependent endocytosis. Gene Ontology annotation, cellular component: AP-2 adaptor complex; membrane coat. Gene Ontology annotation, molecular function: clathrin-cargo adaptor activity.
UGCUGCCACAUAGCUUCAAGGAUCCCUACUAUUCUUCCUGUGCGAUCUCGAAACUCGGUUGUAGUUUGUCGCGAACACCUUUACAUCCGACAAGAUGGCGACGAGCAUGAGGGGCUUGACCCAGUUUAUCGCGGACAUUCGCGGUGCGAGAGUCCGCGAGCUGGAAGAGAAGAGAAUCAACAAAGAGAUGGCCAAUAUCCGGAAGCGGUUCAAGGACGGGAACUUGGAUGGAUACCAGAAGAAGAAAUAUGUAGCGAAGGUCAUCUUCACAUACAUCCUUGGCUACAAGGUCGAUGUUGGACACAUGGAAGCCGUCAACCUAAUCUCAAGCUCAAAAUAUAGCGAGAAGCAAAUAGGUUACCUAGCAGUGACCUUGCUCAUGCACGAGAACUCGGAUUUCCUAAGACUGGUGGUGAACUCAAUCCGAAAGGACUUGAACGAGAACAACGAGGUCUACAACUGUUUGGCUCUCCAUGCUAUCGCCAACGUUGGUGGACAAGAGAUGGCGGAAGCGCUUGCGGAGGACGUUCAUCGUCUGCUCAUCUCCCCAACAUCGCAAAACAUUGUUCGAAAGAAGGCGGCACUGACCCUCCUUCGGCUAUAUCGAAAGCACCCUGAGGUCAUACCUGCUGCGGAAUGGGCCCUUCGUAUAGUCUCCCUCAUGGAUGACAUGGACUUGGGUGUCGUCAUAUGCGUCACUAGUCUAGUAUUGGCCCUUGCCCAGGAUCACUUGGAUGCUUACGCUGUAUGCUAUACGAAGGCCGUCGAUCGAUUAAAUAGACUAGUAGUAGAGCAUGAGUACUCUGCAACUUACGCUUACUACAAAGUACCAUCGCCUUGGCUACAGGUUAAACUGCUACGGCUGCUUCAAUAUUAUUCCCCAACAGAGGAUUCGACCCUCAAGAACGUCCUCUACGAGGUGAUAAAGACAAUGAUGAGCAAUUGCGCAGAGCCCUCCCGCAACGUCCAGCACAACAACGCACAACAUGCCAUACUAUUCGAGGCCAUUAACCUUGCUAUCCACUUAGAUACCAACUCGCCAUUAAUCAGCACAGCGACUGUGCUUCUCGCCCGCUUCAUCAGCUCGAAGGAGACCAACGUGCGAUACUUGGGUCUCGACACUAUGGCUCAUCUCGCCGCUCGCGCAGAUCAUCUAGAUGCGAUCAAGCGACAUCAGGGUACAAUUAUCCUUUCUUUGCGAGACAAAGAUAUCUCUGUCCGUCGACGAGCCCUCGACUUGCUCUAUAGUAUGUGCGACGUUGACAACUCCGAACUCAUUGUUGGAGAACUGCUGCGGUACCUCAAAGUGGCAGACUACGGGCUUCGGGAGGAGAUGGUCUUAAAGAUUGCUAUACUUACGGAGAAGUAUGCGGGCACGUACAAGUGGUACGUCGACACGAUACUGGAGCUUAUCAGUGCCGCCGGUGACCACGUCGGUGAUGAUGUCUGGUAUCGUGUCGUACAAAUCGUGACCAACACCGAGGACCUCCAGCCGUACGCUGCCAGAGUAGUUUUCGAAUACUUGAAGUCCCCUUCGUCACACGAAAGUUUGGUCAAAGUUGGAGGUUACAUUCUCGGCGAAUACGGUCACCUCAUCGCCAACGAUUCUGGCUACACUCCGGUCGAGCAGUUCCAAGUUCUGCACUCAAAAUCGCAAUUUUGCAUGGCACCCACCAGAGCGCUCCUUCUCUCGACAUACAUCAAAUGGGUCAACGUCUUCCCGGAGAUCAAGGAGCAACUCGUUAACGUCUUUGAGCGAUACCGUCACGUGCUCGACGUUGACUUGCAGCAGCGCGCAUGCGAGUUCUACGCGCUGGCGACACGCACAGACGACGACGACUUGCUGCAGAACGUAUGCGAGGAGAUCCCACCGUUCCCGCCGCGCGAGAGCACACUCAUCGGGCGACUGAAUCGUAAACACUCUGAGAGUGGAAAGCCGUCCCUCGAACGCUCAUCAACUCUGAGGCAGGCGACGAGGAAAAUGACCUUGGGAGAUGUGAAUGGUACUGGUGCAGCAAAGUCGGACGUGUCCUCGAACAUCACACAAUCGUUCUUGGGUCUCGACCUUACGUCUGAGCCGACAGAUUCGAACCCACCGGGGUUGAAUCAAGACAUGGUAUCAGCCCCAGCCGCUGUCCUAGCCGAGAAGGGGAUUCCGCGGUUGACUGUCAACGCCAACAUCGACCGAUGGUUCGACAAGCUCAUAUACUGUGCCGAGGGUGUCCUGUACGAAGAUGUCCAAGUCCAAAUUGGCAUCAAAUCUCGAUAUCACGGACACAUGGGUCAAGUCGCAAUAUAUGUUGGCAACAAGAUUUCUGCGCCACUGACGUCCUUCACUGCGACACUGCAUAUUGAAGAGUCCGACGCACUUUCAGCCACCUUCGCCAAGAUUGCGCCAAGCAUCAUUGUUCCCCGGACGCAGUCGCAGCAGCUUGUACAUGUCGAGUGCAAGAAACCCUUCGCGAAACCGCCGAUCCUGAGCGUGUCCUUCCUCGCCGGCGCUCACCAGACCAUCGCGGUGCGGCUGCCGAUCGUCAUUACCAAGUUCAUUGAGCACGUCAAGCUUGGCCAGAGCGAGUUCUUUGAGCGGUGGAAACUCAUUGGCGGGCCCCCGCGCGAGGCACAGAGCAUCUUCCCCAUCGCAACGAACGAGGCCGGUCAUGUCAAUGUCGUGAGGCAGCGUCAAGUCGUCGCUGGCAACUCGAUGAACGUUCUCGAGGGCGUUGACCCGAAUCCCAACAACACCGUCGCAGCGGGAAUCUUGCACAUGUCGGGGGAUGGCAAGGUUGGGUGUCUCAUGCGGCUGGAGCCUAAUCGGGAAGCCAAGCUUUGCCGCAUUACGGUGCGGAGCACGUCAGAGGCUGUAGCUGCAGAAGUCAAAAACUUAAUACAGGGACCCUUGGUGGCAGACUCGACAGCAUGAGGCAUUGUAGUUGGUCUGGAAUGCGAGGGAUGGGUGGAUGGAUACGAUCUACUAAAGCACAGCACACCUAAUAUAUACGGAUACCCUUGUACAAGAUGAUUGUAAACACUCUGCUUAUCCAGUCCAGAGUUAUUAUUUCCGGAGAAUACCACGUAAUAGCCCCUUCUUCUUUCCAGCGAUUUCUUCGGACGUGUCCGGGGAUAUGGAAAGAAACGCGAAAGCUGAGGGCGGCGAAGAUGGAAGAGACUGGCCUCGUCGAGAGAGGGCGGAGUCCGUAGAUGCAGAUCGCGGAUGAUUUAUGAGAAGCGGGCGGGACGGCCCAGGUAUUGGUGUAUCGCUGGUGAUAGUAGAGUGAUCUCUAGAGGACUGGGACGAUUGUCGUGCACUUGUCAACGAGUCGUGAGACAUUACCCGCGGAAUUUGUGGAUGGCUGUCUGCCGAGUCGGAUUGGGUGGAUGACGAGGAUGGCUGGGAGACCCUUCCGCUAUGUGAGGCUGAAAUGUUCCCUGUGGUCGGUGAGACUGGGCCCGACAUGGUGGAUACAUCGCGCGGGGGUGCGGACCUACGUCGGCUGGCAAGCUUGCUGACUCGUGCGAGUGCCUGCUCCUCGACUUCAAAGCACGCCUGACAAAAAGAAUCGAAGUCUCGUUCCGACGGCGCACCGGUCCUCGUAGGCAGGUGCCGACGGGUGUUCCGCACGACUAUCGAAGUGAUAAUGGCCAAAUGCUUGCCGACAUCGAGCAUGUAUGGCAGGGGAGGUAUUGACUCACGGUGCAGCAAGGGGAUGGUGCUGCUUUUCCGCAGUAGGGCGCUGUUGAUCCUCAUCUUCUCUCGCCCAUUGAGACCAACAGACGGCGACAACGGUGUGUUUUCGGGUCCUGCCGACGAUAUGAAGAGGAUGUAUUCAAUCAUGGUCCCGGUAGAGCUCGUGAGGAAUUCCUUCACGCGGACAUAAUCUUCACGCGUGUUCAAAUUGGCCAGACUCUGUAAGACCUUAGCAACCAGUGUCAAACUUCGCUGAACGGGCUCGUCUGUCAGACCCGGCCAAAAUCCAAAGUAGUGCGGGUGCAGAAUGGCGGGGAUGAAGAAUCGGAGGAAUACGAAUGCGGAUACUCCUUGCCACGGUAGGUCGGGAUACCGGUCCUCACGGACAUGAUAUCGUGUUUCAAUGAGUGUACGUAUGUGGGAGAACAGUUUUCGCAUAUCGUCUGGGCACUUCUCCCGGGCGUUAUAGAUCGAUCUCCAGAACUCUUGACACCAUUGCAGCAGCAACUCGACAUUUUUCUCGACGUGUUUGGAGUUCUUCCCGCUGCGCGAGGGAUCCGUCUCAAUUGCGACUUUCUCUGUACAUAGACGACGGAUGGCCGGUCCGAUACUGGCUUCCAAGAACGCAGCUCCCUUUGUCACCAUGAAUAUCUCCAUGGUCUUAGUGAAUACUGUGUUUCCCCGGAAUAACGUGCUGUGUGAUCUUUCGGUGCCAUCAACUUCUCGAUCUGCAAGCUCCAUGAUGUCGUUAAGGAGACUGUCCUCAGCUAACGAGACGGCCACUAGAUCGCUGGAGAUGCUUCGGAUGUUCAGCUUGCUCUCCAGCUCGCUGAUCCAGUCCAGAUAGUUCUUCGCUUGCAUAGCUUUUAGCACUCCUGAGUACGCAGCAUGAGGCAGUAUAAUCUCUCUACUCGUCCACACGAAGCUUGAGCCUGAUCUCUCCGGCGAUAGUACCAUUCCCGUUUUGUGUACUCUGGACUGGGAACCAUCCUUCCACAGGCUCACCGCGUCGGAAAUUCAUGAGGGGGAUACACACUGUCCCUACGAGGGUCGG